Molecule: messenger RNA, 1288 nt
Organism: Cajanus cajan (pigeon pea)
Lineage: Eukaryota; Viridiplantae; Streptophyta; Magnoliopsida; Fabales; Fabaceae
Product: putative casein kinase II subunit beta-4
Cellular component (GO): cytoplasm; protein kinase CK2 complex
Molecular function (GO): protein kinase regulator activity
Source: RefSeq, a predicted model, not a curated record
GUAUGAGGGCAGAAUACGAGUACGAGUAUGAGGGAAGAGAAAAAGAAAAUGGUUUUGGUAUUGCUUAAGUUGGCACCUGGCAUGUGAUGUAGGUAUCGGUGGUGCCUCUUCUUCUUCUUCUUCCCUGAAUCAAAAACCCUAAUUCUCCAUUUCCCACCAUGAUUCGGUAACUAUCAUGUACAAAGAGCGAGGAGGAGUGUCCGUUUCCUCCAAAUCGGAGGAUCGCAAGCGAAUCAACGACGUCCUCGACAAGCACCUCGAGCGAUCCUCUCCCUCCACUUCUCGCCCCGUCAACCCUCGCUCCACACUCCAAGCCGAGGAAUCCGAGACGGAGACUGAGGAGUCCGAUGUCAGUGGCUCCGACGCCGACGACACCUCCUGGAUCUCCUGGUUCUGCAAUCUCAGAGGAAACGAGUUCUUCUGCGAGGUCGAUGAUGAUUACAUACAGGACGACUUUAACCUAUGUGGCUUGAGCAGUCAAGUGCCCUACUAUGAUUACGCUCUUGAUUUGAUUCUCGAUGUUGAGUCGUCCCAUGGUGACAUGUUCACAGAGGAGCAGAAUGAGUUAAUUGAAUCCGCGGCGGAAAUGCUUUACGGUAUGAUUCAUGCCCGGUAUGUGUUAACCAGCAAAGGAAUGGCUGCCAUGCUUGACAAAUACAAGAACUAUGAUUUUGGCAGAUGCCCGAGAGUUUACUGCUCUGGGCAACCCUGUCUUCCAGUUGGACAAUCGGACAUUCCUAGGUCAAGUACUGUGAAAAUAUACUGCCCUAGGUGUGAAGAUCUUUACUAUCCUCGCUCCAAGUAUCAAGGCAACAUUGAUGGAGCUUAUUUUGGAACAACAUUUCCACACUUGUUCUUGAUGACUUAUGGACAACUGAAGCCACAGAAACCUUCACAAGGUUAUGUUCCGAGAGUUUUUGGGUUCAAACUUCACAAGCCAUAAAGCUGAAGUUGAAGCUUAGAUGAAAGUAAGAAUCUGCCCGUGUCUCAUUCAACUCUUCCUUUUGGUACUCUGCAACAUCCGGUGGAUCAUAAGCUUUCCAAACCAGUACAAUCUAGGCAUCUGUUUUACUUGUUUUAGGAGCGUGUUGUAAAAGAAAUAUUCAAGACAUGUGAAGCAAGUGCUUAGUUUCAGCUUCAGAUUCAAUGAGCAAGUGCCUUUGUACUUGAUACUUUUUAAUGGCUUUAUUAGAAAUUGUAUUCUUGCAAAGUUGCAAUUAACUUAAUGUUGUCUAUGUUUAUGCCUCGGAUUACAACUCCCCUUCUAUUUUUAUAUUGUUUUAUUCCA